AUGAGCAGCACUAAAUCGACCAUGUCCGAUGAGAUGCCUGCUGAUGAUGUGCUGCAGGAUGCUCUGUGGGCCGCCAGUGCCCGUUUGCCUAUGUCCUUACCUUUGGAGGAAACUAGCACAGUUCCGGAUGAUGCGACUCUUCGAGCUUUCCUGCGGAGCCACAUCCCUGUGAAACCGUUACCGCGACCUCUUCCAGAACCGCGUGCCAAAGUGGCACCUGAGUCUUCUGUUGCCUCCAGCAACACCGUACAGGCAACAGCAGUUCCUCCUGAUGGUGCUGCUCCAGAGACAAGCGAGUCAGUGCAGGUGAAACCGUUACCUCGACCUCUUCCACAACGGCGUGCCACAGUGGCACCUGAGUCUUGCGUUGCCUCCAGCAACACCGUAGAGGCAACAGCAGUUCCGUCUGAUGGUGGUGCUCCAGCGACAAGUGCGUCAGUGCAGGACUGGGGCACAGCGGAGAGUGCGGAUGCCUAUCUGGAACGCACGCUGCCCGAGCUCACGAGCAUGUUGCGUGAGGCUUUGGGUUCCCAGGCUGCUACUUCCUCUGCCAUAUUCAGUCGCAGAACUGGGGUGCUGCGUAGCGCUGGUGUCGUGACCACAGAGACAGAGUGGCUGCACGUUCCUGCAGACGAAGCACCUGAACCUCAUCCGGCUCAACGCAAGAAGCAGAGGUGUGAAGAGCCUGGGUACGACCGUGAGGAGUGGUACGAAACAGGUUGGUUUGAUUCUCGAAGAGAAUGUGAAAGGGUCGUCUACGACGUGAAGCGGCAGCCAUCCCAAGCAGCCAUGGAGAAGCGACAAGACUGGUGGCGAAAGCGCCAAGCAGCAAAGGGAGGCAAAAAAAAAGCUGCGUUCAUGCCUUCCAAUGUUGCCUGGCGUUUUUUGAUCGCCUCCGCGGAGUAUACGAACAGCAAACCCAAGAAGAAGGAGAUGCCAAAGAAACAAGGAAGGAAAGCCAACGCCAAGAAGAUAAUCCAGAAGAAGCAAAAGAAAGGGGCACCUCGGACCAUGAAGGUGUUCAAGAAGCCAAGCGGCAAGAACGUGCCCAAGAAGGACGUGCCGGAUGAUCCGCCCAAGACGCCAGAACGGCGGACCCGAAAAACACAGCGAAUAACCGCGGACAACCGCUUCGGAACCAUGACGGUGAUCCGUCCAAACGACGGUCAUCCGUCUUCCGCAUGUCACAGAAUUCAAUCACAGAAUGGGGCAGAGACGGGGCAGAGACGGGGCAGAGACGGGGCAGACACGGGGCAGACACGGGGCAGACACGGGGCAGACACGGGGCAGACCGGGGCAGACACGGGGCAGACACGGGGCAGACACGGGGCAGACCGGGGCAGACACGGGGCAGACACGGGGCAGACACGGUGCAGACCGGGGCAGAGCAAUGCAUGUUCCCCUUCUCAGUCGCUGCGAGCUGCCCAAGACAUCCAUCAUCACCCGCUCGCAACCAUGGCUGACCAGCCCCAAGCUCUUGUUGCAUCAGAAGCUCCUGAGGGUUUCGUCACGUGCGACCGGUGUUCCUUGCCUGUUGCCGAGUCCGAAAUGGCAGCGAAACGGAACGAGCACACCAAGCAAGUGGAGUGCAAAUCUUGCCGAUCGCUUUUGAGUCUUUUGAAGUACCACGUGAGCCCAACCGAGGUUUUUUCGAAGAUGUCGAAGGAUGAGGUGACCGGUUUUUUUCAACGAGCCCUGGAGGAGCGCAAACAGAAUGGUGGCAUUCUCAAGUACGAGGUUGUGCGCUCCAACUUGUUGAAGCACUUCCAGAAACGCAUCACAGACGUGGCGAAGCGCAGUGCUGGCGGGACCUAUCAACCAUUGUCCUGGUGGUCCCAGAAUGGGUAUGAUCCCGUCGCAGUUCAAGAGAAAGGAUUCGCCAUGACCUGCCCAGUCUUCGGUACCGUCUACCGUGUGGACCUUGUCACCAUCAAGCAGACCCAUGCAGAAGAAGAGGCGGAGAGUCAAAUGGUUGAGUUAGAGCAACGUGUGAGUCACAAGCGCACGACCACGGAGCACGCUGGCAGCAAUGGAGCCAAGCGUGUGAAGGGCCGAGGCAAAGGCAAGGGCAAGGAGGACGCUCCGAUGAUCGAAGAGCCGUCCGCUCAGGCCUUAGCAGAUGAUGGGGUGUUGCAGACCAUUGUGGACUUGGAGUGUGCGUCAGACGAUGACGUGCAGAUAGUCCUUCCAAAGGCAAGCCGCGGCAACGCCGACAAGCAGGCACAGAGGAAGCGUGAACAGGAGUUGAAGAAAGAACACAAGACAGUGUCUAUGCUAGCUGGCAAAGCUUUGCCAGCAUUGCAGCCUGUGUCAAACAGACUGGAGAACUUAGUCAAGGCCUUGGAGCCAAAGAAGGAGGAGCUGCCAGAAAUGACCGUUCGUUUGAUGCAUGAGAACAAACUGCGCUUGGAGAAGAUGGUUCACAGCUUCCAGCAGAUCAUGUUGAAGGUUGGGCAGAACGCUGCUGUGAACUUCACCGAUGUCACCUUCACGUGCAAGAAAAAUGGGGAAGCCGGGGUCACUGUCGCGAUCACAUCUGAGAAAGAGCUCCAGAGUGAAAUUAAAUCCUUGCAAGAAUGCUGCAAGGCGCUGCAAAUUGCCAAGAAAAACCUUGGCAAGUAG
Cladocopium goreaui is the source of this 2622-nucleotide messenger RNA. NCBI's taxonomy places the organism in Eukaryota, Dinophyceae, Suessiales, Symbiodiniaceae. The record is from the annotation of a GenBank genome assembly.